Molecule: messenger RNA, 1483 nt
Organism: Brassica rapa (field mustard)
Lineage: Eukaryota; Viridiplantae; Streptophyta; Magnoliopsida; Brassicales; Brassicaceae
Product: nuclear transcription factor Y subunit C-9-like
Biological process (GO): regulation of transcription by RNA polymerase II
Cellular component (GO): nucleus
Molecular function (GO): protein heterodimerization activity; RNA polymerase II cis-regulatory region sequence-specific DNA binding; DNA-binding transcription factor activity, RNA polymerase II-specific
Source: RefSeq, a predicted model, not a curated record
ACACGUUCAACUUUAUUUGACUUAAACACAAAACAAAGCAAUUUAGGCAGUUUCAACUGAAUUGUAAACUGCAUAUGUAAACCUAUGCUGAUAAGUUUCUAGGGAUUGAGUUUGGCAUACAUAUUUGUUGGCUCUUGAGCACUCACUAAACAUACGAUUCGUGAACUUACUUUUAGGAAAAGACAACAAUGAGGUGUAAAGUGAAUAUACCUACAAUUUUUUAUUCUUUAUUAUACAGCAUAUUCUAUUGAGUCAAAGAAAUAAUAAUUUAUUACAUGAAACACACAAACUACCAUCUGACAAAGUAGAAGAAUCUUGACAAAAGCCCAGUACUUGACACGACACCUAUCUUUUUAGAGCUUUCCACUGACUCGUUUUGUCUUCUUAUUGUUACUUCAUUGUUAAAGUCGAAAAGGAGAAAAGCAAAAGCCAUAAAUAAAAUCACACUAGAUCUUCCUCAACUUCAGAUUCUCCUUUCAAAACCAACUCCAAGAGAGAAUGGACCAACAAGAGCAUGGACAAUCCAGAGCCAUGAACUACGGCACUAACCCAUACCAAACCGGGAGUGUAGGCCCUACAGCACCAUCAGGCCAGAUGGCGUUUCACCAGCACCAUCAGCAGCAACAGCUAACUCAACAGCUUCAAGUCUUUUGGCAGAACCAAUUCAAAGAGAUUGAGAACACAACUGAUUUCAAAAACCACAGCCUUCCACUUGCAAGAAUCAAGAAAAUCAUGAAAGCUGACGAGGAUGUACGCAUGAUCUCUGCCGAGGCACCUGUCGUGUUUGCAAGGGCCUGCGAGAUGUUCAUCUUGGAGCUGACACUCAGGUCUUGGAACCACACGGAGGAGAACAAGAGAAGGACGUUGCAGAAGAACGAUAUAGCAGCUGCUGUGACUAGAACCGACAUUUUUGAUUUCCUUGUGGAUAUUGUUCCUAGGGAGGAUCUCAGGGAUGAAGUCUUGGGAAGUAUUCCGAGAGGGACUGUCCCUGAGGCUUCUGCUGCUGGUUACCCGUAUGGAUACUUGCCUUCAGGAACUGCUCCAGUAGGGAACGCGGGUAUGGUUAUGGGUAACCCGGGUAGUGCUUACCCACCUAACCUGUAUAUGGGUCAACCCAUGUGGCAACAUCAGGGACCUGGCCAACCUGACCAGUAAAACUAGCCUAGGUAAAGAAACUAGUUCUAGUCUUGUCCAAGUGGAAUUAAGAAAGGAGGAGACUUCAAAGAAAACUAAAAGAUCAUAUCACUUUUUGAAAUCAGUGUUGUAGAAGAAUCUAAGUGUUCGUGUAUUCAAUCCUUUCUUUAAGGAAAAUGAAACAGAAGAAUGUAUAAACUGCAAGGAAGAAGUGUGGUUGACAUGUUUUUUUUAUUUAAAUGUUAUUGUCUAUCUUUAUUGUCUCUCAUGAGUGCUCACCUGCUCGGUUGAGUUCAGUGCGAUUCUAUUUCUAUCCCAAAGUUAGAACUAAAACAAAGUUAGGUAUGUC